AGCGGCGGGGCCUGGGGCCUUGAGGCCCGGGAGAGCCGGGGAGCUGGGCCGGCGCGCCGAGAUGCUGCUGCUGCUGCCGCUGCUGCUGCCGCUGGCGCCACUCUUCCUCCGCCCCCCGGGCGCGGGCGGGGCGCAGACCCCCAACGCCACCUCGGAAGGUUGCCAGAUCAUACACCCGCCCUGGGAAGGGGGCAUCAGGUACAGGGGCCUGACUCGAGACCAGGUGAAGGCUAUCAACUUCCUGCCCGUGGACUAUGAGAUUGAGUAUGUGUGCCGGGGGGAGCGCGAGGUCGUGGGGCCCAAGGUCCGCAAGUGCCUGUCCAACGGCUCCUGGACAGAUAUGGACACACCCAGCCGCUGUGUGAAUCGAACGCCACACUCAGAACGGCGCGCGGUGUACAUCGGGGCGCUGUUUCCCAUGAGCGGGGGCUGGCCGGGGGGCCAGGCCUGCCAGCCCGCGGUGGAGAUGGCGCUGGAGGACGUGAACAGCCGCAGGGACAUCCUGCCGGACUAUGAGCUCAAGCUCAUCCACCACGACAGCAAGUGUGACCCAGGCCAAGCCACCAAGUACCUGUACGAGCUGCUGUACAAUGACCCUAUCAAGAUCAUCCUCAUGCCUGGCUGCAGCUCUGUGUCCACGCUCGUGGCUGAGGCUGCCAGGAUGUGGAACCUCAUUGUGCUUUCCUAUGGCUCCAGUUCACCGGCCCUGUCAAACCGGCAACGCUUUCCUACGUUCUUCCGAACUCAUCCGUCAGCCACACUCCAUAAUCCUACCCGGGUGAAACUCUUCGAAAAGUGGGGCUGGAAGAAGAUCGCCACCAUCCAGCAGACCACUGAGGUCUUCACCUCGACUCUGGACGACCUGGAGGAACGGGUAAAGGAGGCUGGAAUCGAGAUUACUUUCCGUCAGAGUUUCUUCUCAGAUCCAGCUGUGCCCGUCAAAAACCUUAAGCGCCAAGACGCCCGGAUCAUCGUGGGACUUUUCUAUGAGACCGAAGCCCGGAAAGUUUUUUGUGAGGUGUACAAGGAGAGGCUCUUCGGGAAGAAGUACGUCUGGUUCCUCAUUGGGUGGUAUGCGGACAAUUGGUUCAAGAUCUAUGACCCGUCCAUCAACUGCACAGUGGACGAGAUGACCGAGGCGGUGGAGGGCCACAUCACCACCGAGAUUGUCAUGCUGAACCCUGCCAACACCCGCAGCAUUUCCAACAUGACGUCCCAGGAGUUUGUGGAGAAACUGACCAAACGACUAAAAAGACACCCUGAGGAGACGGGAGGCUUCCAGGAGGCACCUCUGGCCUAUGAUGCCAUCUGGGCCUUGGCAUUGGCCCUGAACAAGACGUCUGGAGGAGGUGGCCGUUCAGGAGUGCGCCUGGAAGACUUCAACUACAACAACCAGACCAUAACAGACCAAAUCUACCGGGCAAUGAACUCCUCGUCCUUCGAGGGUGUUUCCGGCCAUGUGGUGUUUGAUGCCAGUGGCUCUCGGAUGGCAUGGACGCUCAUCGAGCAGCUACAGGGUGGCAGCUACAAGAAGAUUGGCUAUUAUGACAGCACCAAGGAUGACCUUUCCUGGUCCAAAACGGAUAAGUGGAUUGGAGGGUCCCCCCCAGCUGACCAGACCUUGGUCAUCAAGACGUUCCGCUUCCUGUCACAGAAACUCUUUAUCUCCGUAUCCGUUCUCUCCAGCCUGGGCAUUGUCCUAGCUGUUGUCUGUCUGUCCUUUAACAUCUAUAACUCCCAUGUCCGUUAUAUCCAGAACUCACAGCCCAACCUGAAUAAUCUGACUGCUGUGGGCUGCUCUCUGGCGUUAGCUGCCGUCUUCCCCCUCGGGCUGGAUGGUUACCACAUCGGGAGAAGCCAGUUCCCCUUCGUCUGCCAGGCCCGCCUCUGGCUCCUGGGUCUGGGCUUUAGCCUGGGCUACGGCUCCAUGUUCACCAAGAUCUGGUGGGUCCACACGGUCUUCACAAAGAAGGAGGAAAAGAAGGAGUGGAGGAAGACCCUGGAGCCCUGGAAGCUGUAUGCCACGGUGGGCCUGCUGGUGGGCAUGGACGUCCUCACCCUCGCCAUCUGGCAGAUCGUGGACCCUUUGCACCGGACCAUUGAGACUUUUGCCAAGGAGGAACCGAAGGAAGAUAUCGACGUGUCUAUUUUGCCCCAGCUGGAGCACUGCAGCUCCAAGAAGAUGAAUACCUGGCUCGGCAUUUUCUAUGGCUACAAGGGGCUCCUGCUGCUGCUGGGGAUCUUUCUUGCUUAUGAGACCAAGAGUGUGUCCACCGAGAAGAUCAACGACCACCGGGCUGUGGGCAUGGCCAUCUACAAUGUGGCGGUCCUGUGCCUCAUCACGGCCCCGGUCACCAUGAUCCUGUCCAGCCAGCAGGACGCGGCCUUCGCCUUUGCCUCUCUCGCCAUAGUUUUCUCCUCGUAUAUCACCCUGGUUGUGCUCUUCGUGCCCAAGAUGCGCAGGCUGAUCACCCGAGGGGAGUGGCAGUCAGAGGCGCAGGACACCAUGAAGACGGGGUCCUCGACCAACAACAACGAGGAGGAGAAGUCCCGGCUGUUGGAGAAGGAGAACCGUGAACUGGAGAAGAUCAUUGCUGAGAAAGAGGAGCGCGUCUCUGAACUGCGCCAUCAGCUCCAGUCCCGGCAGCAGCUCCGCUCCCGACGUCACCCUCCGACACCCCCAGACCCCUCGGGGGCCCUGCCCAGGGGGCCCCCUGAGCCCCCCGACCGGCUUAGCUGUGAUGGGAGUCGAGUCCACUUGCUUUACAAGUGAGGGCGGUGUAAGGGGAGACAGGC
Messenger RNA from Mesoplodon densirostris (Blainville's beaked whale), 2796 nucleotides. It is a transcript of the gene GABBR1, whose product is annotated as gamma-aminobutyric acid type B receptor subunit 1. NCBI's taxonomy places the organism in Eukaryota, Metazoa, Chordata, Mammalia, Artiodactyla, Ziphiidae. The coding region runs from base 62 to 2773 and encodes 903 amino acids. The transcript has 22 exons. Gene Ontology annotation, biological process: gamma-aminobutyric acid signaling pathway; G protein-coupled receptor signaling pathway. Gene Ontology annotation, molecular function: G protein-coupled GABA receptor activity. The record is from RefSeq and is a predicted model, not a curated record. Gene Ontology annotation, cellular component: G protein-coupled receptor heterodimeric complex; membrane.